AUGGUCGGGCGGGCGGUGUGUUGUCAUCGGCGGAGCGACGGCCAGAGGUGGCGGCGUAGGCCCCGGCGGGGCGUUUGGUUUCUGUUUGGCCCUGACUGGAAUUGGUGUUGACGGUCGAAAUGGGAGUCCCCAAGUUUUACCGAUGGAUCUCGGAACGGUAUCCCUGCCUCAGCGAAGUGGUGAAAGAGCAUCAGAUUCCUGAAUUUGACAAUUUGUACCUGGAUAUGAAUGGAAUAAUACAUCAGUGUUCCCAUCCUAAUGAUGACGAUGUUCACUUCAGAAUUUCAGAUGAUAAAAUCUUUAAUGAUAUUUUUCACUACUUGGAGGUUUUGUUUCGCAUUAUUAAGCCUAGAAAAGUGUUCUUUAUGGCUGUUGAUGGUGUGGCACCUCGAGCAAAAAUGAACCAGCAACGUGGAAGGCGUUUUAGGUCAGCAAAGGAGGCAGAAGACAAAAUCAAAAAGGCAAUAGAAAAGGGAGAAACUCUUCCUACAGAGGCCAGAUUUGAUUCCAACUGUAUUACACCAGGGACUGAAUUCAUGGCCCGGUUACACGAACAGCUGAAGUAUUUUGUAAAUAUGAAGAUUUCCACAGACAAGUCAUGGCAAGGAGUUACCAUCUAUUUCUCAGGCCAUGAGACUCCUGGAGAAGGAGAACAUAAAAUCAUGGAAUUUAUCAGAUCCGAGAAAGCAAAGCCAGAGCAUGAUCCAAACACGAGACACUGUCUUUAUGGUUUAGAUGCUGACUUGAUUAUGCUUGGAUUAACAAGUCACGAGGCUCAUUUUUCUCUUUUAAGAGAAGAGGUUCGCUUUGGUGGCAAAAAAACACAAAGGGUAUGCGCACCAGAAGAAACCACAUUUCACCUCCUACAUUUGUCUUUAAUGAGAGAGUAUAUUGAUUAUGAAUUUUCAGUAUUAAAAGACAAGAUCUCAUUUAAAUAUGAUAUUGAAAGGAUAAUAGAUGAUUGGAUUUUGAUGGGAUUUCUUGUUGGCAAUGAUUUUAUUCCUCAUCUACCUCAUUUACAUAUUAAUCAUGAUGCACUGCCUCUUCUUUAUGGAACAUAUAUUACUAUCCUGCCAGAACUUGGGGGUUAUAUCAAUGAAAGUGGACAUCUUAACUUACCUCGAUUUGAGAGAUACCUUAUAAAAUUAUCAGAUUUUGAUCGUGAACACUUCAGUGAAGUUUUUGUGGACCUAAAGUGGUUUGAAAGCAAAGUUGGUAACAAGUACCUCAAUGAAGCAGCAGGUAUCGCAGCUGAAGAAGCCAAGAAUUACAAGGAAAAGAAAAAAUCAAAGGUCCAGGAAAACUCCAUCUGUUGGGCUGCUUUAGACAAAAAUGAAUCUGAAGUGACAGCAUCUAAGGAUAAUUUGGAAGAUGAAACUGAAGAUGAUGACCUAUUUGAAACUGAGUUUAGACAAUAUAAGAGAACAUAUUACAUGACGAAGAUGGGGGUUGAUGUAGUGUCUGAUGACUUUCUGGCUGAUCAAGCUGCAUGUUAUGUUCAGGCAAUACAGUGGAUUUUGCACUAUUACUAUCAUGGAGUUCAGUCCUGGAGCUGGUAUUACCCUUAUCAUUAUGCACCAUUUCUAUCAGAUAUUCGGGACAUCAGUACACUUAAAAUCCAUUUUGAACUAGGGAAACCUUUUAAGCCAUUUGAGCAGCUUCUUGCUGUACUUCCAUCAGCUAGCAAAAAUUUACUCCCGAUUUGUUACCAGCAUUUGAUGACCAGUGAAGAUUCACCAAUUAUAGAAUACUAUCCACCUGAUUUUAAAACUGAUCUGAAUGGAAAACAACAGGAAUGGGAAGCUGUGGUAUUAAUACCUUUUAUUGAUGAGAAGCGAUUGUUGGAAGCCAUGGAGUCAUGUAACCACUCCCUCAAAAAAGAAGAGAGAAAAAGGAAUCAACAUAGUGAGUGCCUAAAAUGCUGGUAUGAUGGAGACAUGGAGUUUACUUACCCCUCUCCGUGGCCAGAAAAAUUCCCUGACAUACAACGAUGUUGCACAAGGUACAAAAUCAUAUCUUUAGAUGCUUGGCGUGUAGACAUAAGCAAGAACAAAAUAACGAGGGUUGACCAGAAAGCGUUAUAUUUCUGUGGAUUUCCUACUCUGAAACACAUCAAACACAAAUUUUUUUUAAAGAAAAGUGGUGUACAAGUAUUCCAACAAAGCAGUCGUGGAGAGAACAUGAUGUUAGAAAUCUUACUGAAUGCAGAUUCAGAUGACCUUAGUAUAGAAAAUGUAGCAUCGUCCAUACUUGGAAAGUCUGUCUUUGUUAAUUGGCCUCAUCUUGAAGAAGCUCGAGUUGUAGCUGCAUCAGAUGGAGAAACUAAGUUUUACUUGGAAGAACCUCCAGGAACACAGAAGCUUUAUUUGGGAAGAAUGGCCCCGCCGUCUAAAGUGGUCCAUCUUGGAGAUAAAGAACAAUCUAACUGGACAAAAGAAGUACAAGGAAUUUCAGAACAUUACCUGAGAAGAAAAGGAAUAAUAAUAAAUGAAACAUCUGCAGUUAUAUAUGCUCAGUUACUCACAGGUCGUAAAUAUCAAAUAAAUCAAAAUGGUGAAGUCCGACUAGAGAAACAGUGGUCAAAACAAGCUCUUCCUUUUGUUUAUCAAACUAUUGUUAAGGACAUUCGCACUUUCGACUCCCGUUUCUCCAAUAUCAAAACAUUAGAUGACUUGUUUCCUCCUAGAAGUAUGGUCUUUAUGCUGGGAACCCCCUAUUACGGCUGCACUGGAGAGGUUCAAGAUUCAGGUGAUGUGAUUACAGAAGGUAGGAUUCGUGUGGUUUUCAGCAUUCCGUGUGAACCCAAUCUUGAUGCUUUAAUACAGAACCAGCAUAAAUAUUCUAUAAAGUACAACCCAGGAUAUGUGUUGGCAAGUCGCCUUGGAGUGAGUGGAUACCUUGUUUCAAGGUUUACAGGAAGUAUUUUUAUUGGAAGAGGAUCUAGGAGAAACCCUCAUGGAGACCAUAAAGCAAAUGUUGGUUUGAAUCUCAAAUUCAACAAAAAAAAUGAGGAGGUUCCUGGAUAUACCAAGAAAGUUGGAAGUGAAUGGAUGUAUUCAUCUGCAGCAGAACAACUUCUUGCUGAGUACUUAGAGAGAGCUCCAGAACUAUUUUGUUAUAUAGCCAAAAAUAGCCAAGAAGAUGUGUUCUAUGAAGAUGACAUUUGGCCAGGAGAAAAUGAGAAUGGAGCUGAGAAAGUUCAAGAAAUUAUUACCUGGCUAAAGGGACAUCCCGUCAGUACUUUAUCUCGUUCAUCUUGUGAUUUACAAAUUCUGGAUGCAGCUAUUGUUGAGAAAAUCGAGGAAGAAGUAGAAAAAUGCAAGCAAAGAAAGAAUAGCAAGAAGGUCCGAGUGACAGUGAAGCCCCAUUUGCUGUACAGACCUUUAGAACAGCAACAUGGAGUAAUUCCUGAUCGCGAUGCAGAAUUUCGACUCUUUGACCGUGUUGUAAAUGUGAGGGAGAACUUUUCAGUUCCUGUUGGCCUUCGAGGCACCAUUAUAGGCAUUAAAGGGGCUAAUAGAGAAGCUGAUGUACUAUUUGAAGUAUUAUUUGAUGAAGAAUUUCCUGGAGGUUUAACAAUAAGGUGUUUACCUGGUAGAGGUUAUCGACUGCCAACAAGUGCCUUAGUGAAUCUUUCUCACGGGAGUCGCUCUGAAACUGGAAAUCAGAAGUUGACAGCCAUAGUGAAACCUCAACCAGUUGUGAAUCAUUAUUGCUCGAAUUCAUCAGUUUCAUCAGGGCGUUUGGGAGGCCUCAACCAUUCCCCUCAAUCACUUUUUGUUCCUACUCAAGUAUCUCCUAAAGAAGAUGAUGAAUUUUGUAACAUUUGGCAGUCCUUACAAGGAUCUGGAAAGGGUCAAUAUUUUCAGCCAGCUAUUCAAGAGAAGGGCACACUUUUACCACAAGAACUAAAUCAAGUAAUGCAACACCAUAAAUCUGGCAUUAAUGACAGCAGUAUUAAAGGUCAGCAAAGAAAACAUGACCCUUACAGAAAAUUUAAAGAAGAAUGUAAGAGUCCUAAAAAUGAGUGUCGAUCACAAAAAAUGUCAAAUAAACAGCCUAGUCCUGGAAUCGAGAACUUUUUAGCAUCCUUGAAUAUCUCCAAAGAAAAUGAAGUACAGUCAUCUCAUCACAAAGAGCCUGCAAGUGAAGAACAUUUGUCACCACAGUCUUUUGCUAUGAAGGGAACACGGAUGCUUAAAGAAAUACUGAAAAUUGAUGGCUCUGACUCUGUGAACUCUAACAGUGAAGUGAACACAUUUGGUAAUGAAGCCGCUGUUUCUUCUAAUAGAAGAGAUGAAUAUGGACCUUCUUCACAGCCUAAGCAAAACAAGAAAUUAGUCUCUUACAUGAACAAGUCUCACAGUGCUAAUGAGUACCAUAAUGUUCAAUCUGUGGAUAAUGUAUGUUGGCCUGCUCCCAGCCAGAUCCCUCCUGUGUCCACACCAGUGACUGAACUUUCUCGAAUUUGUUCCCUUGUUGGAAUGCCACAACCAGAUUUCUCCUUUCUUCGAACACCACAGACAAUGACAGUCUGCCAGGUAAAAUUAUCUAAUGGUUUACUGGUACAUGGACCACAGUGUCCCUCUGAAAAUGAAGCCAAGGAGAGAGCUGCACUUUUUGCUUUGCAACAAUUGAGCUCAUUGGGAGUGAAUUUCUCUGUGCCUCUACCAAUAUUUCCAAAUUAUCCUCCUGCUGUACCACCUGGAACCAUUCCUCCAGUUUUUCCCCAACCUGCCGCCAAUAUGAUGCCUUCAUCAUCUCAUUUCUUUGGCUCAAUGCCAUGGAGACAGCCAGUGCCUGUAACUGGAAAACCUUUACAUCAUGCUUCAUAUACUGGGACCAUGCCCAUGACCGGGGGAGUACCAGGGGCUGUGCACAGUCAGUUCAUACCUCUGCAGGUUACUAAAAAACGAGUUGCAAACAAAAAGAAUUUUGAGAAUAAGGAGCCUCAGAGUUCUUCUCAAGCUACCCCACUUCAGACUAGCCAGCCAGGGUCUUCUGACACCACCAAAGUGAUUCCACAGGAAAGUUCAACAGCUUCCACAAAGUCCCAUCAGAUCACUCAGCCUGCAUCUUUUCAAGUUGACACUGCCUCCCCAGGCCAUAGCAUGUCUCAUCGUAAGUCAACACCAAGUUCUUCAAGAAGAAAACCAAGAAAAUUGGCUGUCAAUUUUGGCGUGUCUAAACCUUCUGAAUAAAUUUGGUACUUGGAACUAAAUUUCUUUUCUUUCCCUUUUAUGAGAUGUAGCCCAGAUCUAUGUUUCAUAAAAAUUAGAAUGUACUAUUUUUAAGAUAGUAUGUUUGAGUUGAAAAGUUUUAAUAUUUUAGUUGUCAGGCACUUUUUAUGCUGUUUAAAAGACUAUAUAUAUCACUUUAAAAAUGUGCAGUUUGUUGUACGUUAAUUAUACCUCAACAAAGCUGUUUUAAACAAACUGUAAAUUAAAACCUUGUGUUAAAAUAAUAGCAGUGGACUAAGCAUUAAAAUGUACCACU
Chrysochloris asiatica (Cape golden mole) is the source of this 5496-nucleotide messenger RNA. RefSeq names its product 5'-3' exoribonuclease 1 (gene XRN1). NCBI's taxonomy places the organism in Eukaryota, Metazoa, Chordata, Mammalia, Afrosoricida, Chrysochloridae. Gene Ontology annotation, biological process: nuclear-transcribed mRNA catabolic process; rRNA catabolic process. The record is from RefSeq and is a predicted model, not a curated record. Gene Ontology annotation, cellular component: nucleus. The coding region runs from base 120 to 5201 and encodes 1693 amino acids. Gene Ontology annotation, molecular function: RNA binding; 5'-3' RNA exonuclease activity. The transcript is spliced from 41 exons.